GCAGUUUUUGGGCAGUUUGUAACCCGUUCCAAAGCUUAGGAUUAUUGUGAUAGUUGAUCUACAGAUUGUAGUGAGCAUUUUGCACUCCUUUGUCUUCGCGACACUACUUUCGAUGGAUCAGUCAGAUGCUAACAAAGGACCAGAGUUACGGGUUUUAGCCUCGGAUUUUAAUCUGUACUUAAAACCCGUCUGUCGUGUCUGCCUAACGGUUCAGUUACCACAUCUCCACGACUCCUCAGGCCGAGUUAAGUCUUUCACUACGUGGGAAAUUAUCGAGAAGUUACGCCAGCUUUGUCCUAGCGUGCUCUCUACCCCCGCCCCUAUACGGUUUUCCAAAACUACCCUUGAGUUUGUCCGCUUUAUUGCAGAGGUUGAAUCUAAGGCUGAGGUGAAGCGUGUCGUUACCAGUUUGGACAGUCAAUAUAUCAAAUUAAGUGGAUUUCCUCAAAAUCUUCAUGUUCGUGCAAAUGAAGCACCUACCGAUUGUCCAAGACGCCAUGACUGGGAAGCAUUCUUUCGGGACGCUGAUAUGGACGAAACCCAACCUGGGGAGAGGCCGGAUACUAUAGUUAUUUCGGGUCUGCCUGUGCGAUGGUUCGCUCAGGUUGGACAGCUGUGCGGCUUUGACCCCAAGGAUCGUGGACCGUUGCCAGAUUACAAAGCCGAUCGCCCGUCUGCUUCUAUCGUUAAAUCAGUAUUCGAGACAUACGGACCCGUUCGGUAUGUUGACAUACCAAUGCUUGAUCCUGUGCAAAAUCCAAGUUAUCUCGACGAAUAUCUGGAUGAAAUCUACAACACUCGGGGUUCACGCAAACGGCUUUCACCAGAUGUGAUCCACCAAGCUGUUGACAAAGAGGAGACAAGUGGUUUUGGGAAAAUUGGACCGGACACCAUAUCUGUGAUUAAUGCCGAUGUGAACUCCGUUUCGAAGAUUUCAGAUAAUUUUGUCAGCGCCACACCGAGCUCUCUCUCUUCUGAAAAAAAUUUAAAGCCUACUCUCUCUCCGCUCACCUUUACUGCCUACGUUCAGUUUAAAGAUUAUACCUCAUUUACAAAGGCAAUGGAAGGCUUUCGUGGCCAAAAAUUAGUGUACGCCCCACGCCACAUGCCAAAACAGACGUUAUCUGAAGAUACCACCGGCGGAAGGUUAUACUUCACUGCUGAAAUCAAGAUCGACUUUGACCGGUCUAAGCACCUGUCGAGAUCAUCCAUCGAUGCACGUCGAGUGGAGCGGGAGCGGUUGGUGCAGGCUGCCAAACGUCGACGCGAAGAGGAGAGAGCAGCUGCGGAAGCGGAAGCCGAGCGACGGCGAUUGUUGGAGGACGCACGUAGAAAAACCGAGGAACGACGACGAGCCGAAGCGCUGGCUCUGGAAGCCGAACAAGAGGCUAAGCGCGCCGCCAAAGCAGAACGCAAGAAGCACCGGGCUAUCGAGCGCUGCAGGCGUGAGAGGGAAUCCUUGAUCAAACAGAAAAUCAUGCUUGACGAACGCCGCAGGCUACUCGCAGUCCGAAAAGCAGAAGCCAUCCGUUUGAUUACUUUUCUUAUCACCCGGGUCCAGCAACGCCAUGAUGCUCUGGUGUCCAGACGACGUGCAGUGCGGUUAGAAUGCGCUGAGCGAGCUGCGGCUGAAGCAGAAGCCUCCCUCUCAGAAACCCUUCGACAGAACUCCCAUCCACAUGAUCCUCCUGCUUCGACAAAUCAACCCACAGGUGUUUCGAGUCGACCGGUUGGUUUACCUGACCCAUCCGACUCUGCGGAAUCAUCCUCGGAUGAUGCCGAACUUGAGAAUCGAAGGAACGCAAUGUUGGAGCAACUGCUAAAGAAGAGGGAAGAACAUUUACGCGCUAUGCUACUCAAGAAACGGACAGAGGCCAUGUACAAACAGUCUGUCGGAUCCUCUUACAGCAAGCACAUAAAGUGCUCUACGGCAUCCCUUAGUAGGGGACGAACAAAUACGACCUCGUCUUCUGUGCUCCACUGAACUCCCGCGACUGCUACGGAUCAUGUAAAUUUAACAUCUAAUGUACAGUUUUUUCGUAUACAUUUUCUACCUGA
Molecule: messenger RNA, 2058 nt
Organism: Dicrocoelium dendriticum
Lineage: Eukaryota; Metazoa; Platyhelminthes; Trematoda; Plagiorchiida; Dicrocoeliidae
Source: the annotation of a GenBank genome assembly